This is a messenger RNA of Suillus fuscotomentosus, 963 nucleotides long. Its product is annotated as HSP20-like chaperone. The coding region runs from base 117 to 800 and encodes 227 amino acids. The transcript has 5 exons. The record is from RefSeq and is a predicted model, not a curated record. NCBI's taxonomy places the organism in Eukaryota, Fungi, Basidiomycota, Agaricomycetes, Boletales, Suillaceae. Gene Ontology annotation, molecular function: Hsp90 protein binding; protein-folding chaperone binding. Gene Ontology annotation, biological process: chaperone-mediated protein complex assembly; protein folding. Gene Ontology annotation, cellular component: cytosol; nucleus.
UGUGGCUACGUUUGCCGAUCUAGCUUCAGAAAAACUAGACGUUUCUUCGUCUUUCUGCGUGAUUCGAAGAAAACGUUUACAAUCUCUUUCUCAAAUUUACAAUCAUCCCAGACGCGAUGACAACACAUCCUGAAGUUCUAUGGGCUCAACGUAGCAGUGAUUCUGUUGCUGACAAGAACAUCAUUUGGUUGACUGUGAACGUGCCAGACAUUGAUGAAUCGAGUCUCCAAUAUGAAUUGACGUCUACUGGAGUUUCUUUCAAAGCAGCGUCAAAAACCGACAAGAAAGCAUAUGCAUUCUCGCUCCCAUUAUUCGAUGAAGUAGACACAGAAGCAUCUCUGAGCAAAUUGAGCUCGCGCUCUUUCACGGCGGUGCUACGAAAGAAGGCCCUCAAGGCUGAGUAUUGGCCACGACUAACGAAGGAAAAGACGAAGCUGCCGUUUGUCAAGACCGAUUUCAGCAAAUGGGUUGAUGAAGACGAGCAAGACGGUGCCCCUUUAGAAGACGAUCUCGGCGGCAUGGGAGACAUGGGUGGUAUGGGUGGUAUGGGAGGCAUGGGUGGUAUGGGCGGUAUGGGCGGUAUGGGAGGCAUGGGCGGUAUGGGGGGCAUGGGAGGUAUGGGAGACAUGGGCAUGGGGGGUAUGGGCGGCAUGGGAGGCAUGGGCGGCAUGGAUUUCAGCAAGAUGAUGGCUUCCAUGGGCGGGGCUGGUGGUGCCGGCCCAUCAGAUGAGACCGCUGACUCUGAUUCUGAUUCCGAUGGCGGCCCACCCCCUCUUGAGGAUGUUGAACCCAGUGCGUGACCGAUGGAGUAGCCCCUAAAAUCGGAAAAACUGUACGCUGUAGAUGCGAUUCCGUUGUUUGUCAUUGCCAAUGAAUCUGCUUAUUGCACUAUCAUUCUUGCAAAAUCCAGCAGGAAUAAGUAGGUGAACGUGUACAUGGGAACGACGUUGUGUACCAGACACA